Messenger RNA from Microthlaspi erraticum, 309 nucleotides. Lineage: Eukaryota; Viridiplantae; Streptophyta; Magnoliopsida; Brassicales; Brassicaceae. The record is from the annotation of a GenBank genome assembly.
AUGGAAGAGCUUUUGAUUCAGAGGCAAAAGAGAAUUGCUGACAAGAGUUCUGGUGGUAGUGUAACGUCCAAGAAAACUCCUACUGUAACCAAAACAGUGAAGAGCUCGGUUAAGAACGAGAAGACCACAGAAGCUGCGCAGUCAAAGGCUAAGCCGGUACUGAGAAGCUCCACUACUGAGCGCCUUGCUGCUGCCCUGACCGCACCAAAGGAGCCACAACAAAAACCAGUGAUCAAAAGAGCCUCAAAGCCUUUAGGAAACAAGACAGAGAAACCACAGGACAAGAAAUCAAGUAGAAGUGUAAAAUAG